AUGAAAUACCCCUGGCUCCGCCCCCUCAAAGCAAAAGCCCUACAACAAAUAGCUCAGAAAACGGGGAUUCAGAGCUCAGGUACGAAGACGGAAUUGGUGGAGAGGUUAGAGGGGGAACUUGCUCCGUUGAUCAUCCCUCUUCAUACUCAGAUUGAUGCUGAAAAUGAUGGUGUUCCGAAGAAGCACACAAAGAAGAGGAAUGAUAAUGACAAUGGAAUAAGACUCCUAAGCAUCGAUAUGGGGAUUCGCAAUUUGGCGUUCGCUGUGUUGCAUGCUCCUUUAUUAUCCUCGCACUCUUCAUCUACCGUCUCAUCCGAGACAGGUACACCCAAAGACACAACCAGAAAGGAAGAUAAUACCAUAACCCUCACCGCAUGGAAACGCCUCUCCAUUCCUGAUCUGUGCCAUGCACAACAUCACCAACACCUUGGUCAGGAUGGAUUUUCAUCCCUCAUCACCACCACCACCAAAUCCAAAUCAAUAUCAAAAUCAAAAUCGAAAGAAACAAAAGCAAAGGCAAAAGAAGACUUCUCCCCCAGUCUCUACGCCCGCCACGCAUACACCCUCAUCACGACCCUCCUGACCACAUAUAACCCCACCCAUAUUCUAAUUGAAAGACAGCGGUUCCGUACGGGAGGAGGCUCCGCGGUCCAGGAGUGGACCAUCAGGGUUGGUGUGUUGGAGGGGAUGUUAUAUGCUGUUUUGGAGACGGUGAAUUCUUCUGGACUUUUUCCUUCGGCUGGGAAGGUGCAGGUGUAUCCUGUGGAGCCGGGGAGGGUGAGUCGGUUUUGGGGGGAGGGGGAGGAAGCGGGGGAUAUUGGGGAUGGUGACGUGGUGAAGAAGACGAAGAAGAGGAAGAAUGUGAGGGAUGUGAAGAAGAUGAAGAUUGGGUUGGUGAGGGGGUGGUUAUCGUCGCCGGGUUCUGAUUCUGCUACUGCUGUUGGGAAUGGGGAUGGGGAUGAGGGUAGGAGGGUAAUGAUAGGUGAUGAUGAGGUGAGGAAGUUGGCGAAAACGUUCCUGGAGAAGUGUGAAGGGAAACGGCGGAUAAAGAAGGCAGAUGGGGAGGAUGGGGAGAAUGGGGAGGAUAGUAUGGAUAUUGGCAAGUUGGAUGACUUGGCGGAUUGUCUGGUACAGGGGGUUACUUGGUUGGAGUGGCAGAGGAUGAGGGAGAAGAUUGUUAGGGAUGGGGGAGAGCCGAUGUACCCGCUAAGACGCCUUCGCCACCUGCUGGGUCAACUCGCCUGA
This is a messenger RNA of Aspergillus eucalypticola CBS 122712, 1245 nucleotides long. RefSeq lists its product as uncharacterized. NCBI's taxonomy places the organism in Eukaryota, Fungi, Ascomycota, Eurotiomycetes, Eurotiales, Aspergillaceae. The transcript has 2 exons. Gene Ontology annotation, molecular function: DNA endonuclease activity; flap-structured DNA binding; crossed form four-way junction DNA binding. The record is from RefSeq and is a predicted model, not a curated record. Gene Ontology annotation, cellular component: mitochondrion. The coding region runs from base 1 to 1245 and encodes 414 amino acids.